Molecule: messenger RNA, 986 nt
Organism: Phasianus colchicus (ring-necked pheasant)
Lineage: Eukaryota; Metazoa; Chordata; Aves; Galliformes; Phasianidae
Source: RefSeq, a predicted model, not a curated record
CGGCGUGGGACGUGGAGGGGACAUGGUGCCACCCCUUGGGGACGCCUUGGUGGCACCUUGGUGGCAUCUUGGUGGCACCUUGGGGACACAUUGGGGACAUCUUGGGGACACGGUGGCACCCCUUGGGGACGCCUUGGUGGCAUCUUGGUGGCAUCUUGGUGGCACCUUGGCGACAUCUUGGGGACAUCCUUGGUGGCACUUCGGUGGCACCUUGGGGACAUCUUGGGGACACCAUCGAGGGGAUGUCGUGACUUGGUGGCACCUUGGGGACAUCUUGGGGACAUCGUGCCACCCUUUGGGGACGCCUUGGUGGCACCUCGGUGGCGUCUUGGUGGCACCUUUGGGACAUCUUGGGGACAUGGUGCCACCCUUUGGGGACGCCUUGGUGGCACCUCGGUGGCGUCUUGGUGGCACCUUGGGGACACUUUGGGGACGUCUUGGGGACAUGGUGCCACCCUUCGGGGACGCCUCGGUGGCACCUAGGGGACACUUUGGGGACACCGUGGAGAGGAUGUCGUGCCUUGGUGGCACUUUGGGGACAUCUUGGGGACACCAUGGAGGGGACAUCGUGACUUGGUGGCACCUUGGGGGUGUUGUGUCACCCCCCUUGGGGACACCUUGGUGGCACCUUAAGGACACCUUGGUGGCACCUUGGGGACAAUCAUGGAUGUCGUGCCACCCCCCUAGGGGACACCUUGGUGGCACCUUGAGGAGACUGUGGGACGUGGAGGGGGACAUUGUGCCUUGGUGGCAUCUUGGGGACAUUGUGCCACUCCCUUGGGGGCACCUUGGGGACAUCAUCAUGCCACCACCUCCUUGGGGACACCUUGAUGGCACCUUGGGGACAUCUUGGUGGCACCUUGGGUACAUGGUGCCAUGCCCUUGGGGACACCUUAAGGACACCUUGGUGGCACCUUGGGGACACCUUGGGGACAUUGUUGUGCCACCCUUGGGGACACCUUGGUGACAUCGUUCCACCCUUUGGG